AGGUAUGAUAUCACUAAAGCGGCUCUUUUUCCUAAGAGCUAGCUAACUCGGUCAAUUAUUUAGGAAUAAAAUUGUUGUCCAAAACUAUUACAGCGAUGUUUUGAUGUAGCUACGCAUCCCGAAAGUGGGAUUUUGUGGAACCUAGAGUCGAAGGAGUCUCUUAUUGAAGAGGAAGUUUGACAAAACAACGAGAGAACACAUGUCGUCUGCUGCAGAGACUGUGGAAAAUGCCUCUAUCAUUUCAGAGAGCACGGCGCAUGACGGAAAUCGUUUGUGGAUAGGCAACAUCGACCCCAAAAUCACAGAGUUCCACCUGGUGAAGUUGUUGGAAAAGUUUGGCAAAGUUAAACAGUUUGACUUCCUGUUUCAUAAGUCUGGACCUUUGGAGGGGCAGCCACGGGGAUACUGCUUUGUCAACUUCAGCACCAGAGAGGAGGCAGAGAGGGCCAUCCAGUGUUUGAACGGGAAGCUGGCUUUGUCCAAGAAGCUUGUGGUGCGCUGGGCUCACGCUCAGGUGAGGAAGUUUGAAGGUUUCCGUAAUGACAAGGCGAUGCCUUCGAGCCUGGAGCCAUCUUGUAGUGCAUCCGCAGAGGCAGGAUCUUUACCGACCAGCCACCUCAGCACGAGCGCGAAGAUACGAGCCAUUGAGGCCAAGCUCCAGAUGAUGGAGGAGAAUCCAGAUGAUAGCUACUCGGGCCCGUCAGCCUAUGUUUAUAACAAACCGCCUGAGAGGAAGCGCUGGGAGCCGUACUCCAAGUCGCACCACAGUAACCAGAGCAGGCCCUUCCGCAAGUUUAGGAGAUGACCCAUCCUUCCUCCGUAAUCUGGAGCCCUCCCUGCCCCCAUUCACUGCUCCCCGGCCCUCCAUCUGCACACAGACAAGUCUCCAACUCGAGACUACGCACACCCUGAAUAAGAUGCUCAAGUUUGAGGUGAACAACAGCAGGACUGUAACCGUAACAAGGUGAAGACCUGGAAGUGGUUUGGAAGCCACACGGUCAGAUUUUCAGUGACUUUGACUGAAGUUACAUUUAUUUUUCUCUGUCUAAUGUGCAGAUUUCAUGACACAAUAACACAAUUUACAGUAUGUG
Molecule: messenger RNA, 1091 nt
Organism: Nematolebias whitei (Rio pearlfish)
Lineage: Eukaryota; Metazoa; Chordata; Actinopteri; Cyprinodontiformes; Rivulidae
Gene: rbm18
Product: RNA binding motif protein 18
Exons: 6
Coding region: 200-805 (201 amino acids)
Molecular function (GO): RNA binding
Source: RefSeq, a predicted model, not a curated record